This is a messenger RNA of Penicillium pulvis, 390 nucleotides long. Its product is annotated as WSC-domain-containing protein. The record is from RefSeq and is a predicted model, not a curated record. The transcript has a single exon. Lineage: Eukaryota; Fungi; Ascomycota; Eurotiomycetes; Eurotiales; Aspergillaceae. The coding region runs from base 1 to 390 and encodes 129 amino acids.
AUGCUGGCAACCGACCUCAUCACCCUCCUGGCUUUCACCACCCUCUCCGCCGCCCAAGGAGCGGCCUACACGAACCAAUGGGGCUAUGUAGGCUGCUUCCCCUACUCCUUCGGCGGUGCCACCACUGGGGCAGGCUCAACCAUCACGACCAUCGCAGGAUGUGCGUCCUAUUGUAACAACCAGCCUGCUUACUAUUACUUUGGAGUUUCCACGCCUCUCGGUGCUGCGACUGAGGGGGGCGAGUUCUGCAUCUGCACGAAUAGUCCAACUUCGUUGACCCCUGUGGAUAAUGGUCUAUGCAACAGCACCUGCCCAGGGCAUGCCAAUAAAAACUGUGGUGGGACCAAUGGGGCUGGCUAUUACUAUGUGUCAUUGUUUGCGUUCAUCUGA